This is a messenger RNA of Helianthus annuus (common sunflower), 2209 nucleotides long. RefSeq names its product ERI1 exoribonuclease 3. The record is from RefSeq and is a predicted model, not a curated record. Lineage: Eukaryota; Viridiplantae; Streptophyta; Magnoliopsida; Asterales; Asteraceae. Gene Ontology annotation, biological process: exonucleolytic trimming to generate mature 3'-end of 5.8S rRNA from tricistronic rRNA transcript (SSU-rRNA, 5.8S rRNA, LSU-rRNA). Bases 126 to 1214 code for a protein of 362 amino acids. Gene Ontology annotation, molecular function: 3'-5'-RNA exonuclease activity; zinc ion binding; nucleic acid binding. The transcript has 4 exons.
UAAAUAUUGUAAAGUUAGGUAAUAGGGGCAGUAAUCAAUCGCAUACCUAGAUUUUAUACUCCUCCCUCCCUCCCGAGCGAUCGAUCUGAUGUACGUUCUUGUCGAUCUCAACUACUCCAUUCAUCAUGACUUCCCUACAAAACAAUCAAGAAACUAUGCAAACCAACUAUGAGGUCCCUGCGUCGGGCCUCCAGAGCAAUGCUCACCCACAGUGUAAUGGGACUCCUAUGGAAUCCAAAAACAUUCUAGAAAUAGAUCCAAACGAAUUGCUAAUUGAACCGGAGAAAAAGCCAGACUACACUUUGCAUCAUCAUCCUGCAGCUGACAUAAAAAAUGAAAACUUGAACAAUAUCCAAGGCCAGUUUUACCCUUUCUUCCAGUAUGCUCCAUUUACCCUGUUUCCUCCCUGUGACUAUCAGCAUCAAGAGUUCCAUUAUUUUGUGGUUAUUGAUUUUGAGGCUACAUGCGAUAAGGAAAGAAAUCCUCAUCCUCAAGAGAUCAUUGAGUUUCCCUCGGUUAUAGUGAGUAGUUUCACUGGUCAACUGGAAGCUUGUUUCCAAACAUAUGUUCGUCCAACAUGCAAUCAGCUCUUAACUGACUUUUGCAAGGAUUUGACCGGUAUCCAUCAAUUUCAGGUGGACAGAGGAGUUACUCUUAGUGAAGCACUUGUUCGACAUGACAAAUGGCUGGAGAUGAAGGGGAUAAAGAAUGCCAACUUUGCUGUGGUUACAUGGUCAAACUGGGACUGUAGAGUCAUGCUGGAAUCAGAAUGCAGAUUCAAGAAAAUUCGUAAGCCUUGUUAUUUUAACCGAUGGAUCAACUUAAAAGCAGCAUUCUGUGAGGUGUUUGGUGUGGCAAAAUGCAAUUUGAAGGAGGCAGUGCAGCUGGCGGGUCUGUCAUGGCAGGGUAGAGCUCACUGUGGUUUAGAUGAUGCCAGGAACACCGCCCGCCUACUUGCUCUGAUGAUGCACAGGGGUUUCAAGUUCUCAAUCACCAAUUCUUUGAUGUGCCAUCCUGAUCUCACUUGGAAACCACCACCACCUGGACAUCUGCAUUUCCUUCCGCUCUUUCACCAUCCUUGCUGUUUCUGUGGGGUCAAAAGCAGUAAAGGAAUGGUUCGCAAACCAGGUCCCAAACAAGGCAGCUGCUUCUUUGGUUGCGGGAAUUGGACUUCUGCUAGAGGCGCACGUUGCCACUACUUCCAAUGGGCUUGAAUUUUCUACCCUCUCAGUUUAAGCUAUGUUGUAAAAAAAGAAGAAAAAAGGACAAAAAGUUAAGAAGAAGAAGAAAAACACCAGGAUGCUGGAAGUUGCUCUGGUUGUUAACAAAGUAAAUAUCUUAUGAUUGGCUCUGAGUAGGGUUUUUAGCAGUAUUUUUUUGGGUAAAGGGUUACCCCGGUUCACUUUCAUAUAUCACAACCAAUAAAAACAAGUAGUAAGGAGAGUCCUUACUAGUUCACAAUCCUGACAUGCCAGGAAAGUGUUAACACGCUAAACGCAAACCACAAACAAACCAAAAACAACUCUAGCUUCUAACUAGAAGAAAUUCUAUAUGGGUAAAUUGGAUCCAUGAGCACAAAAUAAAAGGCCAGUCGUUCUGGCAGCUUCGGUCAAGGGGAAAUAGUGCAACCGGGUGGCGAAAUAUUUUGAACCUUCGUGAUCGAAUUCGUCCUUUUAUUAUCUCGAAGAUUGGGGAUGGUCUUAGUAAAACAAAGGUUUGUGAGAUUCUGAAUAAUGGGGAUUGGGGGUGGCCGAGAGCAUGGAUGGAUUUAUUUCCGGUCUUAUUGAACAUACAGCCACCUACUAUUUGUUCUAAUCGUUCUGAUUUUCUUGUGUGGUGUGACGGUACGGGAGACGAACAGGAUUACUCAGCAUCUUUGGUGUGGAAUUCGAUCCGUAGUCAGGGUGCUAGUGUCCCAUGGGUUGACAUAGUUUGGUUUGCAAACUGUAUCCCGAGACAUGCGUUUUUGGCGUGGCUCAUCUGCAAGCAGAAACUCAAGACGCAAGAUAAAUUAAGGCAAUGGGAUGUAGGAGGCCUUUCUAAUCCCAAUCGGUUAUCAUGUCCGCUGUGUUGUUUGGAACCGGAUUCACAUGAUCACUUGUUUUUUCAAUUUGCAUGACUAACUAUCUUCUUAAAUAAUACAUGAAGUGGGGCUAUACAUAUGUCUAUCUGUGUGUUGGCUGCCAAUUGGUUUGCCUAAACUGUUUUC